This is a messenger RNA of Nicotiana tabacum (common tobacco), 999 nucleotides long. NCBI's taxonomy places the organism in Eukaryota, Viridiplantae, Streptophyta, Magnoliopsida, Solanales, Solanaceae. The record is from RefSeq and is a predicted model, not a curated record.
AUGGAGCAAUGGAUGCAACUUCAAGACUUUUGGGACAGGUUAAACCCGUCAAGGAGAUUACUUAAUAGUGCAGUCGCAUGUUCUCUAAUGAAGAAAACUCCGGAAGAGAUUGUCACUCUUUUGAGUGAACUAUCUAAAGAUGCAGAACAAUGGUCCACAGACCAAUGGGAUCAAAGAAUAUCAACAAGGGUGCAACAAGUAGAAUCAUCUGUAGCAAUGCAGGCCCAAAUUGUAGCUAUGGCUAAGGACAUCAAGCAAUUGACGAUGGCUCAGGAAACAAUCAAAGCUGUAUCUCUGAGUAGUGGCACAACAUUGACUGACCCAGUGGUGGAGGCUAGACCUGAGGUGGUUAACAAGCAGACUGGGACACCAUCAAAAGGAGUGAAGAGCAAAAAGGCCAGAGUAGUGAGGUAUAAAAGGAGAUUGAAGAGUAGACAUAUGCCAGCUCUACCAUUCCCUCAAAAGAUGAAGCGGGAGAAACUUGACAAAUGUUUUUGGCGAUACUUGGAGAUGCUCCAGAAACUUUAUGUGAACAUUCCCUUAAUAGAGUGCCAUAUUGCAAAACAAAUUCCCCAAAAGUGUGGGGACCCAGGAAGCUUCACCAUACCAUGCUCGCUGAGAAGUGAAAAGUUCGACAAGGCCCUCUAUGAAUUCUGGGGUAUCUAUAAAUCUAUGCCUUUGUCUGUAUUCAGGAAAUUAGAAGGUGAGAUUGGAGUGAUAAAAUCAAUACCAGUAUCCCUACAACUGGCUGACCAGACCACUAUUCUACCUGAAGAAAUCAUCGAAGAUAUUCUUAUGUGGGUUGACAAGUUUGUGUUCCCCGUAAACUUUAUUGUGGUGGAUAUGGAGGUGAAAAAUGAGGUGCCUCUAAUUUUGGGGAGGCCAUUUUUAUGCACAGAUAGAGCUAUCCUUGAUAUCUAUGAGGGGAAACUUAUGCUCAGAGCGGACAAUGAAAAAGUGGUGUUCCAGGUGAAGAGGAUGAUGAAAUUCCCUCAGUGA